UGCAAAAGUUAUAAGCGAGCCUUGAACAAAAUGACUCUUGUGAACCCAACGUUACUCAAUUCCUCUUUUACUCCACAUCUCACUUUUACCAAACCUCUGAAACCAGUAGCUCCUAUUCUUCUCCAACGUAGGAUAAUCUUCCCUCGCUACAACGCAACCACCACAAACGUUAACGUUUCUGAAAGAAAAUCAGCAAACUACCAACCCAACCUCUGGACUUACGACUUUCUGCAGUCCUUGAAGCAUGCCUACGCUGAUAUAAGAUACGAGGACAGGGCCAAGAUGUUGCAGGAGGAAGUAAGGAGAAUGAUAAAGGAUGAAAGUUCAGACAUAUGGCUCAAACUUGAACUCAUUAACGAUGUGAAACGCUUGGGUCUGAGUUACCAUUAUGACAAGGAGAUAGGUGAAGCCCUUCUUCGGUGUCACUCUUCUGCAGGAUUCAGUAGCACAUUCGUUAACACAAGUUUGCAUGAAACUGCUUUGUGCUUUAGGCUUCUCAGAGAAUAUGGCCAUGAUGUCUCAACAGAUAUAUUUGAGAGGUUUAAGGAGGAGAAUGGUAAUUUCAAGGCAAGCCUUGUGAGCGAUGUGAAGGGAAUGCUGAGUCUGUACGAGGCAUCGUUUCUUGGAUACGAAGGAGAGAAGAUUUUGGAUGAGGCCAUGGUCUUCUCUAGCUUCCAUCUUAGGGUUGCCCUCAACGAAGGUAAAGGCAGUAACAUGCUUUUGGAACAAGUGAAUCAUGCAUUGGAGCUUCCACUCCAUCACAGAAUUCAAAGGCUGGAAGCAAGGUGGUCCAUUGAAUCUUAUGCUAAAAGAACAGACUCAAAUCGAUUUCUGCUUGAAGCAGCAAAACUUGAUUUCAAUAUUGUGCAGUCAACACUGCAAAAUGAUCUCCAAGAAAUGUCAAGGUGGUGGAGGGAAAUGGGACUGGCCUCAAAGUUAAGCUUCAGCCGAGACAGACUUAUGGAAUGUUUCUUUUGGACUGUUGGAAUGGUCUUCGAGACUCAGUUCAGUGAUCUCCGUAAAGGCUUAACAAAAGUUACUUCCUUAAUAACUACAAUCGAUGACGUUUAUGAUGUCUAUGGCACCUUAGACGAAUUAGAACUUUUCACUGCAGCUGUGGAAAGUUGGGAUGUUAAAGCAGUUCAAGUUCUCCCUGAUUACAUGAAGAUAUGUUUUCUUGCACUGUACAACACUGUCAACGAAUUUGCCUAUGAUGCCCUUAAGGAACAUGGACAAGAUAUUUUACCCUACCUCACCAAAGCAUGGUCUGAUAUGUUGAAAGCAUUCCUACAAGAAGCCAAAUGGAGUCGCGACAGACACUUGCCAAGAUUCGAGGAUUACAUCAACAAUGCAUGGGUCUCAGUCUCCGGGGUGGUUAUACUCACCCAUGCUUAUUUCUUACUAAACCAAAGCAUUACAAAAGAGGCACUUCAAUCCUUGCACAAUUACCACUCCCUGUUACAGAAACCAUCCCUUAUUUUUCGACUUUGCAAUGAUCUGGGCACAUCAAAGGCAGAGUUAGAGAGAGGUGAAGCAGCAAGCUCCAUUGUAUGUUUCAUGCGAGAAAGUGGUGCUAGUGAAGAGGGUGCUUACAAGCACAUCCAUAGUUUGCUUAACGAAACGUGGAAGAAGAUGAACAAAGAUAGAGUGUCACAGUCUCCUUUCCCUAAAGCUUUCGUAGAAACAGCCAUGAACCUUGGAAGAAUUUCUCAGUGCACAUAUCAGUAUGGAGAUGGACAUGGAGCCCCAGAUAGCACUGCCAAGAAUCGCAUACGAUCUUUGAUAAUUGAACCCAUUGCACUUUACGAGACGGAGGCAUUAGAACAAGUUGUUUAUUAAUAUUAAUGGUAAUCUUGCAAAAGAAAAAUAAAUUAGUUUGUAUAUAAAGGGUUUGUUAUCUUUGUAUCAUCUCCUUAUUUUCAAGUUAAAUUGUU
Vigna angularis (adzuki bean) is the source of this 1934-nucleotide messenger RNA. RefSeq names its product tricyclene synthase EBOS, chloroplastic. Bases 31 to 1839 code for a protein of 602 amino acids. Gene Ontology annotation, biological process: diterpenoid biosynthetic process. The record is from RefSeq and is a predicted model, not a curated record. Lineage: Eukaryota; Viridiplantae; Streptophyta; Magnoliopsida; Fabales; Fabaceae. The transcript is spliced from 7 exons. Gene Ontology annotation, molecular function: terpene synthase activity; magnesium ion binding.